Molecule: messenger RNA, 1059 nt
Organism: Hemibagrus wyckioides
Lineage: Eukaryota; Metazoa; Chordata; Actinopteri; Siluriformes; Bagridae
Gene: mibp
Product: muscle-specific beta 1 integrin binding protein
Exons: 8
Coding region: 147-752 (201 amino acids)
Cellular component (GO): cytoplasm
Source: RefSeq, a predicted model, not a curated record
UAUAGCCAUGUGAAGCAGAUAUACUGCGUGCUGCUACAGCGUGACGAAAGUGCUGUCGUCUUAAAGGUUAAUAAAUAUCAUUAGUUUUCAUUAGUUAUUAUUAGUUAUUAUUUUUGCUGUUGGUGACAAAAACAGCCCGAAGAAAAAUGAAGUUCAUUAUAGGAAUCGGCGGCGUGACCAAUGGUGGAAAAACCACACUGACUGAUAGGUUAGUCAAAGCCUUACCUAACUGUUGUGUGGUUCAUCAAGAUGACUUUUUCAAGCCACCGGAUCAGAUAGAAGUCGGAGAGGACGGCUUUAAACAAUGGGAUGUGAUAACUGCAUUGGAUAUGGAAGCCAUGGUGAAUACCAUUAAGGGUUGGAUUGAGAACCCAGUCAAGUUUGCACGCUCUCAUGGCAUCCAGUUGACCCCAGCGACAGAAAUGGGACCACCAGAGGACGAAAACCACAUCCUCAUUGUGGAGGGAUUUCUUUUGUACAAUUAUAAGCCCCUGAUGGAAGUGUUUAACAAGUGUUACUACAUCACCAUCCCUUAUGAUGUGUGCAAGAGAAGGAGAAGUACAAGACAGUACAUAGUCCCUGACCCUCCAGGCCUGUUUGAUGGUCAUGUGUGGCCCAUGUACCUAAAACACAAAGCAGAGAUGGUGGAAGGCCUAUUGCCCAUUGAAUACCUGGAUGGCUCGAAAUCUAAAGAUGAGAUCUACCAGCAGGUGUAUGAAGACCUCCACAAUACACUUUUGAAUCAUUUAUAGCAGCAGCAUCCUGGCCAGCAGUGCCGUUGUAUACAAUUGUAAAUAGCCCCUCCUAUGAAGAAGUCAUCUUUUUUCAUACUUUUUUCUUUCUUUCUUUUUUUUUUAAACCUUGUUUUAAACCAAAUGUACUUGUAAAUAUGAUGAUGGAAUGUUAACUUAUCACUUUUUUGAGUUUUUUUUCUUUUGUUAUGGUAAAUCUUAAUGUCAUUCUUUCCACUCAAGGAUGCUGUUCUGUGCAUCUGUUCUUAUUCCAUGCAAACAAUUCAAUAAUGGAUUUCAGAAUAAAUUUCCAGUUGUUACCAUGUCA